GCGGCUGACGCCACCAAAGGGCUGUUGUUGGUCUUCUGUCAAACAAACCGCGAUACACUCUUACAGUCGCUUUGAUUGCUCACAUGUUUCAUUGUAUAUUUGUGUUUUGAUGUAAAUAAAAAGAUUACUGCAGCGGAAUGUUUGAACUCCGGUGAAGCGCGAGGCUCAAAGGCAUCUCUGAGCUGCACCCUUCUCGUGAACUCUGCCCCAUCCUUGUUUGUCCACACCAUCUGAGUGGCGUUCAACAUCCUGGAUGAAGCACUACAGCUCUUUUCAUGAUCCUUAACUGACGGUGUUUUGGUGGAGCUGAAGGACAGCAGAUCUUGGAUCUUCUGAUGGAGCGGGUGACGGGUAUCUGUUGGUAUGCCGCCCUGCGCUCUUGUUUUCCAGUACUCACCUGGCUGCCCAGGUAUAACCUGACCUGGCUGAAGAUGGACCUGAUCGCGGGUCUGACGGUGGGUUUGACCGCGGUUCCUCAGGCUCUGGCCUACGCGGAAGUGGCCGGUUUACCUGUGCAGUACGGCCUGUAUUCUGCGUUCAUGGGUGGUUUCAUCUAUUGUGUAUUUGGGACAUCUAAAGACAUCACGCUGGGCCCGACCGCCAUCAUGUCCCUGCUGUGUUCGGCGUAUAUCGGUGGAGAUCCUGUGUUUGCGGUGGUGCUCACACUGCUGUGCGGCGUCAUCCAGGCAGGAAUGGCUCUGAUGAGACUGGGUUUCCUCUUGGACUUCAUCUCAUAUCCAGUAAUUAAAGGCUUCACCUGUGCUGCUGCUGUCACCAUCGGCUUCGGUCAGGUCAAGAAUAUUCUGGGUCUGAAGGAGAUCCCACAGCAGUUCUUCUUACAGGUUUACUACACCUUCCACAAGAUCCCUGAGGCCAGAGCUGGAGAUGUGAUUCUGGGUCUGUGCUGUCUGUUCUUUCUGGUCAUGUUGACGCUGAUGAAGAAUUCUCUGGGUUCGUCUGAAGACGAGGCUCCUCUCCUCAUCUGGUCUGCCCGCAAGCUGGUGUGGAGUUUAGCUACUAUCCGGAACGCUCUGGUCGUCAUAGCAGCGACAGCUGUUGCGUAUUCCGCAGAGGUCGCCGGACACCAUAUCUUCAGUCUCACCGGGAAAACUGCCAAAGGACUGCCUCCUUUCAAAGCCCCGCCCCUUUCAGAGACUGUAGCCAAUGGCACGGUGAUUACUUUCAGUGACAUCGCGAAGGAUUUAGGCGGCGGUCUGGCUGUUAUUCCUUUAAUGGGCGUCUUAGAGAGCAUCGCUAUUGCGAAGGCUUUCGCCAGCAAGAAUAACUACCGAAUCGAUGCUAACCAAGAGCUCUUUGCCAUCGGUCUCACGAACAUCAUGGGCUCGUUUGUGUCGGCGUAUCCCGUCACGGGCAGCUUCGGAAGAACCGCUGUGAACUCUCAAACCGGAGUGUGUUCGCCCGCUGGAGGGAUUGUCACAGGUGUGAUAGUGCUGCUGUCGCUGGCGCUCCUCAUGCCGCUCUUCUUCUACAUCCCUAAAGCGUCACUCGCUGCCGUCAUCAUCUGCGCCGUCAGUCCCAUGAUAGACUUCAGAGUGCCAGUCCAGCUCUGGAGAGUCAAGAGACUCGAUCUGCUGCCAUUCUUGGUGACGUUUGUGGUCAGUUUCUGGGAGGUGCAGUAUGGCAUUGUGGGAGGUGUGGUUGUUUCUGGAUUCAUGCUGUUGUAUAUCGUGGCCAGACCCAAAGUGAAAGUGUCUGAUCACGGUGUGCUGCUUCUGGAGCCGGACAGUGGGCUGAACUUCCCCGUGACAGAGCAUCUCAGCAGGCUCGUGUACAAACAUUCUGUUCAGCGUCUCCUGCACGCUGUCUGGUUCUGGACUGUUCUCACGUCAGCUCUAUAGACUUCACUGUCGUCCAUGAGCUCACUGAACUGCUCAAACAGAUCGAGCUGAGAGGAGUAUCGAUGAUCUUCGCUGGA
Messenger RNA from Sinocyclocheilus grahami, 1936 nucleotides. Its product is annotated as sodium-independent sulfate anion transporter-like. The record is from RefSeq and is a predicted model, not a curated record. NCBI's taxonomy places the organism in Eukaryota, Metazoa, Chordata, Actinopteri, Cypriniformes, Cyprinidae. Gene Ontology annotation, biological process: sulfate transmembrane transport. Gene Ontology annotation, molecular function: secondary active sulfate transmembrane transporter activity. The transcript has 15 exons. Gene Ontology annotation, cellular component: membrane. The coding region runs from base 336 to 1859 and encodes 507 amino acids.